Molecule: messenger RNA, 429 nt
Organism: Dentiscutata erythropus
Lineage: Eukaryota; Fungi; Glomeromycota; Glomeromycetes; Diversisporales; Gigasporaceae
Source: the annotation of a GenBank genome assembly
AUGCAAAAAAAUGAAAAGGAACAACCCCAUUUACCUAAACAGGAAACCCUAGUAGCCCCAGCUGCCGAAUUCAAAGAAGUUGAAGAAGAUAAUGAUACUAUGGAGUGGGAAGAUGAUGGAGAAAUUGAAUACAAAAGUGAAAGUCAAGACUAUGAAGAAAUAAUCAACAGCAAAAUAGAGCGAGAAAGAUACUACCAAGGUCUUUUAAUCGAACUAGCUGCCGAAGCUAGGAUAGAAAUAAACUAUAAUAAUAAUAAUGCUGAAAAUGAAGCUCAAUAUAUGAACUUGGAUAAAGCCUACCUGGAUAGUAGCAACAAGGAAUAUAAAGAUACAGGCUAUGGCUAUUACCAAAGUCACUUGGGACAUGAUCAGUGUUGGUGGAAUACCAAUAUUGAUGAGGAAAUAUUCACUGAAUUCCCACUAAUCUAG